AAGCGCGCGGAGGAUGCGGCCCCGAGCGGCCGGGGGCAGAGCCUGAGCGGCGGCGCGGCGGCCCCAGAGCCCGGCCCUUCCCGGUUCCCGGCGGCUCCGUCGCGGGCCGCAGCCGCCUCACCAUGUCCAAGAUGCCGGCCAAGAAGAAGAGCUGCUUCCAGAUCACCAGUGUCACCACGGCCCAGGUGGCCACGAGCAUCACCGAGGACACCGAGAGCCUGGACGACCCGGACGAGUCCCGCACCGAAGACGUCUCCUCCGAGAUCUUCGACGUCUCCCGGGCCACGGACUACGGCCCCGAGGAGGUCUGCGAGCGCAGCUCCUCGGAGGAGACGCUCAACAACGUCGGCGACGCCGAGACGCCCGGGACCGUCUCCCCGAACCUCCUGCUGGACGGGCAGCUGGCGGCCGCCGCGGUGGCGCCCGCCAACGGAGGGGCGGCCCGGAGCGCGCUCGGGGCGCCGGCCACCCCCGCGCCUCCCGCCCCGGCCGUCGCAGCGCCGCCGCCGCCGCCGCCUGGCGCCGCCGCGUGCAGCUCGCGCUUCCGCGUGAUCAAGCUGGACCACGGCAGCGGCGAGCCCUACCGGCGCGGCCGAUGGACGUGCGUGGAGUACUACGAGCGCGACUCGGACAGCAGCGUGCUCACGCGCUCCGGGGACUGCAUCCGCCACAGCAGCACCUUGGAGCCCACGGCCGAGCGCGACAGCGGCCUGGGCGCCACCGCGGGGUCGGUGGUGGUGGUGGUGGCCUCCGUGCAGGGGGCGCCCGGGCCCGAGGCGGCCGCUGACAGCUCGGUGCCCGCGGCCACCCAGCCGCCGCCGCCCGAGAAGCCCAGCCAGCCGGGCCCGCCGCCGCCGCCUCUGCCCGGCCCGACCGCGGGGCCCGGCCCGACCCCGGGGCCCGGCGCGACCCCGGGGCCCGGGGCGCCCGGCCUGGCGCCGCCGUUCGCCUACGCCGCGCCGCCGCCGCCGCCAACGGCGCACCUGCUGCCCGGCCUGCCCGCCGGCCCCGGCGACUACCUGCCGCCGCCCGGCCCCGCCGCGCCGGCCCCCGGGCCGCCCGCCGCCCAGGCCGCAGACGCCCCGGGCCCGCCGGCCGCCGCCGCCCAGGCCGCCGCGGGAGGCGUGGUGCCGCCGGGCCUGGGCCUGCCCGCGCCCCCGCCGCAGAUGGGGGGCCCCGGGCCGGCGGCGGUCGUGCCUGCCGGGCCCCACGCCCUGGUGCCCGGGGUGCCCGCCGUGCCCGCGGCCGCGCCCGCCCCCAGCGUGCCUAGUGCGCCCAGCACUUCUGCUCCUAUGCCAAAUGUCCCCGCGCACGGCGCGCUGCCCCUCGCGCCCGGCGCCCCCGGCAGCCUGCCGCAGGCCGACCUCAGCCAGUUCCAGGCGCAGGGCCCGCCGGCCGCCGGGCCGGUGGACGAGGCCAGAAGGAAGUCGGAACCCCUACCUCAAGCGCCGCUCGCUCUCCUCGCUGAAAACAAGCCUGUCGGCAAGCCCCCCGGGCCCGAGGCCCCGGCGCACGCCCUCCAGUUGACACCCAUGAACAGCCUGGCCACCUCUGUCUUCAGCAUAGCGAUUCCUGUGGACGGCGACGAGGACAGGAAUCCUUCAACUGCUUUCUACCAAGCGUUCCAUUUGAACACCUUUCAGGAAUCAAAGAGCCUCUGGGAUAGUGCAUCUGGGGGAGGUGUUGUAGCCAUUGACAACAAAAUAGAACAAGCAAUGGAUCUGGUGAAAAGCCAUUUGAUGUAUGCAGUAAGAGAAGAAGUGGAAGUUCUAAAGGAACAAAUAAAAGAAUUAGUUGAAAGAAACUCCUUACUUGAACGAGAAAAUGCACUGUUAAAAUCUCUUUCAAACAGUGAUCAGUUAUCCCAGCUCCCAGCCCAGCAGGCCCAUGCCGGUAGCACUUCUCAGCAGCAAGCAGCGAUCGCACAGCCACCGCAGCCAUCGCAACCUCCGCAGCAGCCGAAUGUCUCCUCAGCGUAGUGCUUUCUGCCUCAUUAAGAAAAACCCGAGAGCAGUCUGUCCUUGUGUGCCACUGCUGUUCUUUCCACUUUACACGAAAGCAAGUAGCCAUGCUUGGGUUGUGUGUUUGGCCUUUUCAGUAUUAGACAAUCAUUCUACAAGAGCUUUUCCUCUCUCUGAGGUGUCAUGCAGCGCUGUUGAUGUCCAGUUCUGUGUCAUCAGUACAAAAGGAGAGUAACGGAUGGGUUCUCUUAACGGGAGCAAAGUCUGCGUCUUACCUGGUGCGCGUGGGGGCGGUCUGUAGGAGCUGUGGUGGCUCUGCCGGUGGCCAGUUGCCCGUGGAUUUCCCCGAGCCUUCCUGUCAUGUGAUAAGUAACAGUUCAUCUAAAGAGCCACUUUUCUUUCAAUAUCAGUAACAUUGCCUACAUAAGUUUUCAUUUAUUUGUGUUUUAUUUAUUACAGGGCUGCUAUUUUCAUAAUGUACAUGAACAAUGUCACAGAACUUUUUUAAUUUUUUUAAAUAUAAGUAUCAGUAAAGGAAUUGAAAGACAGGAUUGCAUUUAAUAGAUAAAACGUUUAGGCAAUAAUUGAACAAAAGAAUCCUGCCAUAUUUCUAACACUAAUGGCAAUUUACCUUCGGUAUUUAUUUUCAGUAGUAAAGACCCAGCUUGAAUGUAAAUUUUGUAUAGUGUAAGUAUGAAGACCAUAGUGCAACUGUACAGAUAGUCACCGGUUAUUGUGAUAUAAUAAAUAAUUGGGCUAUUUUGAUGAAGAAAACUUUGUUCGUUUCUUUCUACUUUCUAAUAGAGAAAUUGCCACGAUUCCUCUGCUUUUUGACAUUUCGUAUGACUUUUUUUUUUUCGGGUGGGAAUAAAAAGCUGUGAAAUUGUUCAACCUACUUUGUAACCAAAGAAGCAAAGCUGUGUAAUGGAGUUUUUUGUUUUUGUUUUUUUAUAAUGCACAUUCUUUAUGUAUUUUUAUUUUAGUGUUUUCUCGGUCACAAUUUUCUUUGCUGUCUAGCAUGAUCUGCAUGACCUAUAAUCUUUGAACCACUUUGGUACCUCAUGUUUUUAUCCAGCACUCUUAUUGUAAUAUGUACUAGUCUGUGAACAAUGUCAAAUAAAAAAGAACGAACAGGUGGUAUGGCGGAGCUGAGCUAGUGUUCUAUGCACUAGUUGUAAAAAAAAAAAAAAAAAUGAAGUGAGCCAUCUUUUGUUCAUUUAAAAUGGUGUUUUGAAUUUCGUAUGCAGAAAACGUUUUGUUACAUUGCAGAUUUUAAUGUAUUUAAUAAAUGCAACAUGCAGAUUAAGUGCAGUGUAUACUGAGUAUUUAAAUUAAAAUGUACAUUUCAUAAAUACAGUUUCAAGAGAAAGCAUCAUUUUGUGUAUACUAACACAUUAAGUAUGUCAGAAAUUGAUGUAUAAAUAUAUAUUUUAACACAUUUUCUGAAAUUAAACUGCAGUUUUGUUGAAAUAUUUGGCUUUAUAUGUGUUCAAAACUUAAUUUGAUUAGAUUUGUAUUUUCACAUUUCAAAAUACUUUAACCUUAAAUGAAAAUGUUAUUAAUGACUUAAUGAUAGUUUUUAAAUUUUCAAAGCAAAUAAUUUAAAGGAAUGAAAGAAGUGAGCAAUAUUUGUACUCGAUAUUCAUAUCAUGUUAAUGAUACUUAAGUAGGAAAUCCUUGUCUACCAAAACUUUUACUUGAAUUCAGAGAGGUGCGUGUGGAAAUUGACAUGCUUUGUAUUUAUAGCCAACUAGCUCAGCAGGAGUUAAUGAGAACUGAGAGUUUGUUCUCCGUGUUAAAGGAAGAUAGUUUUCUUUAUCUAUUUGAAAUACUCAGUUUAGCCACUCCAAAUAAAUAAAUAAAUAAAACAUAAAAUUGGGGUACAAAUGGUAGAAUUACCAAAUAUUUUAUAUUCUAGUUGUGUUGUGGGAUAUACUGGUCAGUAAACAGAAUUUGUAUUAAUGAAUACUGGAAAUAACUAAAGGAACUAAGUGAAUAGGCUUGACUAAGCAGCUCUGAGAAUGUAGAGUGAGAUUUUAAGUAAAGCGAGCACAGGUGAGCUAGAGCGUGAAACUUCACUACCAGACGGUGUGCUGGGUGUGCCCCUCGGGUGCCACCCACGUGAUACCCAAUCCAGGUGGAGAACAACUAGCAUUAGGAAAUGCUGGAGGUUUUUUUGUAAACAUAAAUUCUGGUUGUGGAGAUUUUAUAAACACAAAAGUAAUAGCAGUCACAAAUGAAAUGAUUAGUAUCUUAAAGUUUAAAAUGAUAAUAGGCAAUUAUUACCACUUUUAAUUAAAAAAAAAAAAAAAAAAAAAAACACUAAUGCCACAAUAGAAAAGGGAGAAAACAUGGAUAGUUCAUAAGAGAAAUAAGUUUUAUACAGCAGGACUUAGUGCUAGAAAGGUAGGCUUUCCUCUACUUGCAGAAAGUAACUUGGCAAUAUGUAUGAAAAGCCUUAAAUAUUAGUGUUUGACUUAGUAAUAUUUCUAGGAGUCUAUUCUAAUUAUUUAGAAGUGCAAUUAAGGAUAUUUGAAAAGUUAGGUGUCAAAAAUAAAGACUUAAAUGGCAAUCCAUCCAUAAAAUGGAAUAUUAAACAGCUAUUUAAGAAGAAGCUUUUCAGUUCAGUGACAUGAGAUGGUGCUCAUGGUGCAAUAUUUUAAACAAAUGCAAAAUUACAGUGCCUGUCCUCUGCUCUCCCAUCAUCCCCACCCUUUGUUGGAAGCCACCUCACCCUGGGGUGUUGGGGAGGAGCUGUGGAAGGAAGCCCUUACAUCUAAACCUGUUCCUGUGAGGCUUGCCCCCACUCCAGUCAGGGACAAAUGUCGUAAGGGUGGGAACCACUGUUGUGUUCAUCACUAUCAGAUCUGUUGUCUCUGGGAACAACUUCAAGCAUUUCCCAAUUGACUAGCUCACCUAGGGUCUUAAGUAACUUUCAGUAUUGCCUUGGAAAUUUAGGAUCUCAUGCGCUAUGUAACUGGAAUUAACUGACUGAGAUCCCAGUUUGGGGGCACAGGAAAAUAGCUGUCUUUUUCUCAUCGCAAUGCCCAUAGACGAGGGUGCCACAGAAGCUUUCCAUUGGUUUAUUUAACCAACCAGAAAUCAUAGAAAAUUUUGUUUGUGAUAGUGCAUUGUGUCUGCAACACAAACCUCAUUUUCCUCAAAGAGAAUUUAUUUUUGGUAGUUCCAAUGUGAUCUUACAGCUUGCCAUACCAAAAAAAGGGGGGCGGGGAGGGGUCGGGGGACAUUUGCAGUUAUUGAGAUCAUAAUGGUUUGUCCAAAAUAGCUGGAGGUUUCAAAUUUUAUUUCCAAUAUUGUGAGCUAAUUAGAAGUAGUGAGUCAAGAAUGCUUUACAAUUAAGCCCCCAGUGAUUGUUCGACACACCUGCCAUUAUUUACAAAGAAUUGUAAACAGAUCAGAGAUUGUGGUGUUUAUCCAAGUUUCAAACUAAUCAGUAGUGAAUCUUUAAAAAAAAAAAAAAAAAGCAUUCUUAGGA
Molecule: messenger RNA, 5457 nt
Organism: Loxodonta africana (African savanna elephant)
Lineage: Eukaryota; Metazoa; Chordata; Mammalia; Proboscidea; Elephantidae
Gene: TSC22D2
Product: TSC22 domain family member 2
Exons: 4
Coding region: 123-1979 (618 amino acids)
Biological process (GO): regulation of transcription by RNA polymerase II
Source: RefSeq, a predicted model, not a curated record